UUGUAAACAACACUUGAACCGAGGACAAGAAAGACGACAUCUAGACACACAUUCUCUUCGCUGACAAUAUGAGCAACCACGUUGACGUGAAAAACAUUGAACCGACCACUUUUGAGGACCGCUACUACGACGAAUAUGAAUAUUAUAACUUAACAGACCGUUAUACCGAGUGCGCUAGUCGCAAGGGCAGGACGAAGAAGGAGGCGAGCUGUAACACGAACAGACCCAACCCCGCGGGACACGAGCGCAAAAUCGUGGAGAAACUCCAGAACUCGGAGAAGAAAUCCAAAGAGUGACGCAGAGGAUAUUCAAUCGGACGGCUAUUACUGGAAACCGACCACAGGUGUCUCUGCUGGAAACGGGCGCCGAGCUGCAGCAGCUCCGCCUCGGGGUGAGAUGAGCGGGCCGUGACCCGUCGAGAGGACCGUUUUGUCGGCCACACCGCUCCGUGAAUGUGGUGGACCCUGCAGAACGAGCACCUGUUCAGAGGAACCGAUGUUAUGCUUGUGAUGUCGAAUGUAGAGUUUUAAACCGUAGCUUUGAACACGUUUGGUGUCUUGGUACAUUUUAGGAGUUCUUUUAAUAAAGACCACUUUUUCAAAAAAUAAA
Molecule: messenger RNA, 609 nt
Organism: Carassius auratus (goldfish)
Lineage: Eukaryota; Metazoa; Chordata; Actinopteri; Cypriniformes; Cyprinidae
Product: nuclear protein 1-like
Exons: 3
Coding region: 69-296 (75 amino acids)
Biological process (GO): negative regulation of cell population proliferation; negative regulation of cell cycle; regulation of transcription by RNA polymerase II
Cellular component (GO): nucleus
Source: RefSeq, a predicted model, not a curated record